Cladocopium goreaui is the source of this 384-nucleotide messenger RNA. Lineage: Eukaryota; Dinophyceae; Suessiales; Symbiodiniaceae. The record is from the annotation of a GenBank genome assembly.
AUGCGGCUGCAAACCGAGCGCUACCAACAGCGUUGCAGUCGCUGGGCCGUUGUGCAGAUGAUCCAACACCAGAAGAUGAGGUACUUGGAAGAGGCCUUCUUCCUUUGGUGCAAUCAAAAGCCCCAGUGGCGCCACCGCCUUUCGCACCAGAAGCAUUUGGAGCUGGCAGAUGUGGUGCUGAUGAAAGGUGCCUUAAAGCAGCAGCAGGUCUUCUUCGUGGCUUGGAAACGGGUCCAGGCAGAAGAAAAGGUCAUGCGAUCCGAGGAAGAGAUGUGGCAAUUGGAGGCCCGAUUAGCUCGACUUGCGGGUGAAAGGGGCCUGUCCAUGCGGCUUAGCAAUGCGCUGGCUCAAGGCCUGUUGAACCAGAAUGUCAUGUUGGCAUGA